Messenger RNA from Folsomia candida, 2230 nucleotides. RefSeq lists its product as uncharacterized. The transcript is spliced from 8 exons. The record is from RefSeq and is a predicted model, not a curated record. The coding region runs from base 701 to 1957 and encodes 418 amino acids. NCBI's taxonomy places the organism in Eukaryota, Metazoa, Arthropoda, Collembola, Entomobryomorpha, Isotomidae.
UGCAGUGAAUAACUUAGACUUCGACGUCUGCAUCUCUCUCGAAGCAGUCGGACAGAAAUGGUGGAGGAAAACGCACGUUUGACGCAGGGCGCUGCUGCCGCGUUGGUAAAACCAUAACUUUGCAGAGUUCAAUACCUGACCGAAUAAGACUAGAACAAUAAAAUAAAAGUGCGUGUAUAUUUGUGCGUUGCAAUUAAAGCGUUGCUGACUUGACGGAGUUGACGAUCCAGUUAUAAUUCGCGUCGUGCGUGUGAACGAGACCCGAAUAUCGAAUGAGACCAGUUGGUACCGUUAAUAUUGAAGUUUGACGCGUGGAGUUGUUACACGCUUUUUUUUUGCUACUGUUAUACAUACGAAAACGGUAAUUUACGAAGUCCAGGGAAUUUAUGCAAAAGUGACGACGCCAACUGGAUGAUUCAUGACCAAGUUACGAUUGGAAUUUGGAGUUGAAUGGAACCCGGCCCGAAAGUGAUAAUCAUUUUAUAAAAAGUUAUUCCGAUAAGUGAAAAGAAUGUAAAAAAAAACUAUUACUCGAAUACCGAUCAAAUUUCUACCCCCGUCAAGCAUGCCUCCUCGCUUGUAUAAAAUUCAGUGUCCAAUUUCCACUCGCGAAUGCGAACAUGACCUCCAGUGAUAAAUAACUCGUGUUUUGUUUACGUACAUCAAAGUUGACGACGACAUAUUUUAAAAAGUGACAAAAAUGGAGCCUAAAAUUGUAAUGGGGACAUCUCAUCCUCGAAAAAGUGACCUAGUCCAUCAUCUCAUUUUCACAUUUUGGGGGAGCGUCUCCCUCUUCACGUUCCUCUUCUUGGCGUCCUGCCCCCACAGCGUGUCCAGCCAUGGGAGGCUUAUCGAACCUCCGUCCCGAUCUUCGAUGUGGAGAUACGGUUUCAACACCACCGCAAACUAUAAUGAUCAUGAAUUGUACUGUGGUGGAUUUGCACGACAACAUCAAAAGAACCGUGGAAAAUGUGGGGUUUGUGGUGACCCCUUCGACGGACCUAAACCCAACGAGGCUGGCGGCCCUUAUGCUCAGGGGAUUAUAGUCCGAAAGUACCGGACGAACUCGAUAAUUCGGUUAAAAGUGGAGUUAACUGCCAACCACAAAGGUUACUUUGAGUUCAGACUCUGUCCAAAUAAUAAUCCUAAAAAGGUUGUUAGUCAGAAGUGUCUGGACAAUUAUUUACUCCAACAAUCAAACAGUGAGGGACCCAGGUAUUAUCCUAGCGAAGGGACAAAGGUUUUUGAAUCACGUUUCCUCCUGCCAAAGGGGUUGACAUGUACGCAAUGUGUUUUACAGUGGAGAUAUGUCGCGGCCAAUAGUUGGGGAGGCCCAUGUGCCGACGGAUCACCGGAAGGGAUCGGGUGUGGACCACAAGAAGAGUUUCGAGCCUGUUCGGACGUUGCGGUUUAUGAUGAUAAGGGCUACGCGUCGGCAGAGGAGCCAGAAUUUACUGAAGACAAACUCGAGAGUCAACCUCCCACACCGAAAUCGAACACUACUCAGCACCCUGCAGAAUAUCCUACCGAUCAAGAUACUCAAUCCUCCGGACAAGUUUGGCCCUUCAUUCUGGCCUUUAUCCUCAUCCUCUUCUUCACCGCGGUGGCCAGUUUCGUCCUCUGGUGGUUUUAUCGGGGAGAGAUUAUCCUAUUUUUACGCGAAACGAGGCGAAAAUUUAACCCAAAAUGGGGUCGGGAUUCGCAAAAUAUUUCAAAUUAUGGUGGCGAUCCUCACAUGACAUACCCCACAUCCACUUUUAACUCCUCCUCAACCACAUCCGGUCCCGUGCCUCCGCCGAGAAAUAAGAAACACAAUUCUUCCACCCAUCACGACAUGACGCCGCAUCGCCACCAUCACCACCCCGACAUUUACGGGGGACAGAGACAACAUAAAAUUAUUACGCCGGAUCUUAUCUCACAACCCCUCCAGGUUACAAUUAACGGUCUCCCGGCUUAAUUUGCAUACCAAUUAAUUAAUUACUUACUUAAUCAAUCGUAAAUACCUAAUCAAAUAUGUUGUGUAUUACAUAAUAGUUUAAUUGUCAUCCAUGUAAAUUCCUUGUAAUCAUAUACAUAUAGUUUGUGUCAAGUUAAAUAUUUUAGCAAGUUUUUUUUUACUAUACAGACUGAAUUUAUAUAUUUUGUUUAUAUAUGUUUACAUAUCCACAUUUACAUACAGCGUGUGUGUGUGUAAAUUGUUGGAGAAAAAGUAAAAGCGAGAAUAAAAAAA